Morchella importuna is the source of this 927-nucleotide messenger RNA. RefSeq lists its product as uncharacterized. NCBI's taxonomy places the organism in Eukaryota, Fungi, Ascomycota, Pezizomycetes, Pezizales, Morchellaceae. The transcript has 2 exons. The record is from RefSeq and is a predicted model, not a curated record. Bases 1 to 927 code for a protein of 308 amino acids.
AUGGGCCAAACCGCAUCCGCACAGAGCUCGCCUUCGAGCUCGCCAACAAGUGCUACUUUUCCACCAAACGUGCUUCCGUUCAGCAACAACAAUAACAAUAUGCACCCGACGGCCGCUUCACGGUCGUUUGUGCCAGAGGUCGAAAUGCUGUAUCCAAAGGAUACGAUGACGGAGACGACGGUGCUGGCGGCGCUGGAGUAUGUUUCGCAGAAGUUGAUUGCCAAGGGGAUUCAUGUGCAGAUGAUACUGGAGGGAGAGGCUUUGGGGUGCUUGUUUUUGGGAUCGAGGGAUAGGACAUCCUCUCUAAACCUACAUCCCACAACACUCCUCACCCCCCGAACACAAACCCACCUAACACGCGCCCUCCACCGCGCCUCCCAGAAAUUCAGUCUCCCACCAACCUGGGCGCGCAUCGCGCCCACCGCACCAAACAGCACACUCCUGCACCGCUCCCUGCUUCAGAACGAGAUCAUCUUCUCCUCCGAGGGGCUGACCGUGCUGGCGGUCGACCUCUGCUUCGCGCUCAAGUGCAAGCUCGAGGCGGUAUCGAGUUACUGCGACGCCGAGGACGUCGAGGAUGCUGUUGUGCUGUUGAGGAGGCUGGUGAGAGUGUACAGGGGCAGGCCGUUGACGAAGGGGUAUAUUUUGAGGAGCUGGCCGAAGAUCGUGGUUAGUGAUUUGGGGCUGCUGAGGGUGGGGAGGGAGUAUGAGUGGCGGUAUGGAGGGAGGGGUGUGGCGGGUGUCAAUGAUGAGUAUAUGGGGUGGAGGAGGGAGGGCGGUGUGGGGUGGGAUGUGGGCUUGGAGGAGCUGGAGAGGAUGGGGAGGGAUAGUGGGACGUAUGGGUGCGAGAAGGGAAUGCCAGAUGUGAUGAUGGACUUUGAGGCGAUCUUUAGAACUGACAGAGAGGAUAAUUGGAGUUGCAGGUAG